UUCGAAUCAAGUGCGCGUAGGGCUCGAUGGGACGGUGUCGGGGUCGUUUCUAAAGUGGAAAGCUCGACGGGACGCGCGCAGAAGAGGCUUUGGCAGAGCAAAAGUCACCUGUAGGACACUGUAAACGCGCUCCUCCUAAACUUUUCUGAAGCGUUUCUGAACUCGCUCAUAUGUUUUUCACCUUUCUUUCACUGGAAUGUUAUUGAAACAUGCUGGGAAAAGUUUUCUCUUUCAUACAUUUGUGAGAGAUCCCCGGACGAAAUAGGUAAUUUUGACUUUUGUUUCUUUAAAGGGAGGUGGAGACAACUUAUCACCCCCUCCCUCCGUGCUUGACUGAAAUUACCAACACUUUUUGCACAGGGGAGACGCUUGAAGCACUCCCAAAGCACUUGAAAUGGAGGCUCCCGAUGGCUACUGUGCUAGUAACGGCCAAUGCUCUCCUGGUGAGGAGAACUCGAGAAUGUUGGCGGAUAUGUCAACACCUAAUGGACAGACAGUUCCUCAGGGUCCUAAUUCCAGUGAACUGACAAUAAAGCAAGAGGAAGAAACAGCGGAGGAGGCUGACAACAGAAGUCCAGCACUUGAAGAAAUAGGCCAAACAGGGGAGGAAGAAGUAGCAUUGGAGGAAUCCAUGACUGGCUGCCCAAACAAUGUACAGGAUGGUUUAUCUGGACCAAAUUUGACAGCUGAUGCAGGAAGUCGACAACCAAACGGUGAUCGGCCGUUCCAGUGCAACCAGUGUGGUGUCUCGUUCACCCAGAAGGGAAACCUUCUGCGACACAUCAAGCUGCACACUGGUGAAAAACCCUUCAAAUGCCCCUUUUGCAGCUAUGCCUGCCGGCGGCGCGAUGCCCUCACCGGUCAUUUGCGCACUCAUGCUGUUGGCAAACCACACAAGUGUAACUACUGUGGUCGGAGCUACAAACAGCGAACUUCUCUAGAGGAACACAAAGAACGCUGCCACAGUUACCUGCAGGGUAUCGGCUUGGAUCCGACCACCAACACUGGCCCUUACACAGGUGAGGUUCCUGCAGAGCCGAGGCCAAUGGCAGAGGCCAACACCAUGGCUACGUUUGAUCGGCCGCCCGUUAUUGAGAGGCUGCACAACAACGUGGGCAAAAGAAAGAGCACCACGCCCCAGAAAUUUGUGGGUGAAAAGAUGUUACGCUACAACUAUCCUGACAUAGGCUAUGAGAUGGGCCUUAAGUAUGAGAAGCAGGCUGAACUGAUGCCGGCCCACAUGAUGGACCAGGCCAUCAGCAAUGCCAUCACAUACCUGGGAUCGGACACCCUUCGGCCCAUGCUCCAUCAUCCAGGUCCCCCUCUCUCCAUGGCUGAUGUGGUGCCCAUGGUCAACCCCCUCUACCACCAUGUCCUGCCAAUAGGCCAACGAACAGAGCGUCCAGGAAAUGGGGACACGCUGCCACCUCAGCCUCAUGACUUCCCCAACCAUCCCACCACAAAUGGCCCCACUGCCUUAACCAGGCAUGGCAAGCCACCCCAGAAAGGGCAUGAGGAAUCUCCCACCAACAGUGGAGUUGACUCUGCUGACUCAGCUCGCAGCAGCCCUCAAGAAAGGCAGGGCUACCAUGGGAGCAACCCCCCUCCCGGCCUCAGGUCUCGAGCCAGUCCAGCAGUGGUCUACUCAGGUGAACGGGUAACAGAAGCUUCGCCCAGAAGUGGGGCAGGAAUGGGGACUGGGAUAAUGCGAGUGACCACAGAGAGGCCUGUAAGCCAGGAAGGGGUGCGUGUUUUCGGACGAGAGGGCCAGGAGUUGCGGGCCUUCCAAUGCGAGCACUGUCGGGUGCUUUUUCUGGACCAUGUCAUGUACACCAUCCACAUGGGUUGCCACGGAUACAGAGAUCCACUGGAGUGCAACAUUUGUGGUCACCGCAGCAAAGACCGCUAUGAGUUCUCCUCUCACAUAGUCCGUGGUGAACACACCUUCCAUUAGGAGAAUGGGUAGGAAUUAAGGGAAGAAGAAGAAGGGAAAAGGAGCAAUAGCCUGAUAUCCGUCCUUAUCCCCAGACCUUUGAGACUGCACAGUUGAAUGGCAUUGUAGACAAGUGUAGCACAAUCAUAGCAUAGACUUCUUUUUAAGCUACUUAUUGUGAACAGUUGAACAAUCAUAUGAAGGUAUGGGCCAAAGACACAUUUUCUACAUAAUUAAGAUUAAUGUAGAGGAAGGAAGGUAAGUGUUUUUUUUUUCUCUCAAAAUGUUCAUAAAUUGUAUAACAGAGCAGCUGUCAGACGACUUUGACUAGUUUUUCAUUUUAGUCUCCUUUUGCGCUUGUCCUGUCAUCAUGCUUUUGUUCCAGAAAAAUGUAUUCACUCUUGAAUACAGUGUUGAAAUAUUAGAACAUGUUUCUGUCUCGUGGGCUCAAUGCACUGGAUCAAAUAAAAAAAAAUAAUAAUUCAGUUCAACCAGAUUAAAUGUCACUACUGGUCAUCAGUGGAAAAGACUUUAGGUCAUCUUUUAUUUAAUAAAAAAAAGUAUAUACUACUAUUCAUGGAUUCUUUCAUGGACAAAGGUCAUCUGGCUGUGUGUUCUAGCUGCAAGCAACUUGGUGUCCAUUUGAGCUUGAUUGGCAGUAGAAUUAUUGUAUCUGUCUGCAGCUGUAGGAAUUCGAACAGUUGUGCCAUCAUCUUCAGGAUUUUGUCCUUUAGUAUUGCUGUGUAUAACUGCAUUGAAUUGAAAUGUCUUUAAUGUCCCCAAGGGGCAAUUUGGUUCACAACAGGUAGCCAACAAUGAAUAAAUAAAAGCAUAAAUACAUACAUACAUACAUACAUGUAGUCCCUUAGAUAUAAGUUAUGAGAACUUGGAAGCUUUGAAUGUAAUCUAGAAAGAGAAGUGGUAAUACAAGUUGCAAAUAAAUGUGUGAGUAAACACAAAUAAAAGCUAGACCCACAGAUCUAUACCACAAUUUGUACAGAAAUUAUGUCAGUGAUAAAUGCAUUAUCAUAUCCACAAGCAUAUACUAACAAAUAAAUGUUACAUAUAUACAUUGCAUUUAAAAUGGUUCUUCUUUAUAUUAAAGGUCCAGAAUGAACCAUUUUUAUGUACAGACACAGCGGAUCACCUUCCAUGCAGUAGAGGGUGAAGCAAGGAAGGUGCCAUUUGCAAAUACGCCGCUAGAUACCGCUAAAUCCUACACACUGGACUUUUAAUACUUAAUUCAUGAAGUUGGUCAAGUUGAAAUGGCUACAUAGCUGGCUGAUAAAAACACUCAUACACCGUAUUUUAGAACAUUUAUAAGAAAAACAAAAAUUCUCAUUAAUAUUUCACAUGUAUUGUAGUUUUACACAACAAAUGAAACCAAUCCAUAUGCAGAUUUUAUCAUUUGUAAAUCAAUUAAAAGAAAGAAAAAAAAUUUAAUUAUAAAAUAAAAUGAUAAAAUAACAUACACUUAAAAUUCUAAUAAAAAUAUUUUUUGUUUCUAUCUCAUGAAACUGCAUUGCUGCUUUUAUUGGGACUCUGCAGUAAUCAGCCAUUUAUUCAGUUUGCAGAACUACUGAUCAUGAAGCAAAAUCACAAUGAACUCAGUUCAUGGCCAUCUUUUUAUUCUAUGCUGCCAAGGUAAUGCAUUAGCCACACAAAUAACUGGCCAUUUCUUUGUUGCCCCGGUUUCUCAUAUAGAAAAAUUAUUAGGUCCUGCUGGGCUCAUAGGUUGUGUUGCUUGCAGUUUGAGCACAUAGAUUCCUAAACUUUGUUAUAGUUAGUUUGAAAAUAGCAGACGUACACAUUGACACCAUAACAUGGCAGAGGUUGGACAGUUUUUUUUUUUUGUUGGUAACAUUCACCUACCUGGCUGGAGUAUGAUGCUUUAUUGCAAUCAAUACCAAAAGGUUAAAGGAGCCUAAGGAGGUGGUAUAGGUUGCUCUUCUUUUAUGUACCUCACUUCAUACUAUAGGCCCAACCUUUUGAUCAAAUCCACCUGGUGAUUUAGGCUGUAUGGCUGUGUGUGUGUAUAUAGUAUAAGUUGUGUGCUUUUAUUCAGUGCUUUUGGUAUGGGGUCAGGUGGGGUCUGCAUUAUUGGUGCUGUUUUCUAGCUUAGCUACAUUCUUAUAUGUCUGGUUUCAAUGCCAUCUUUCAUCCUGUUUGAAUGUCAUGGCAAAUACAGGGAAUCAUGUGCAAAAAGCUCUUUCUGAGGUACUUUGUCCUUGACAUCUUUAAAUGUUAUGUAGUGCAGACACCAAUUUACUGCAUUAUGGGAAUAGAGGGGAUUCUUGAUGUUUAUGGUGGGCAUUUGUCAUGUUUAUUUCAUACUGUAGUAUUAUCAACCCUGUCUUAUUUGAAUCAGCCUCCUCAUUCUCUGAUCCUCACCAACACCAUCUCAAGCACACACACUAAUGUCUUUCACACUCCCUCUCUCUCUGAAUCUUGCCCGUUGCAUUCCCAUGUCACCACAUUCAUCUAUGACCUUGUACAGAGGGGAUGGAGAAUGAGACAGCUUGAGCAAGGGGAAAAGUGACAGGAGUGGUUACCACAUAGUGCUACUCUGAAGGCACUUCACCACAGCAUUCCAAGUCACCUCUGUAAACCUCUAACAUUAAAAGUUCAUGUAUGCAAAAUGUAAAUGGCAUGAAGGAGAUAGCCACUUUCCAAAUCUCUUGCCCAUCAUCUACUGUACAUUGAAGAAUAACAGACUUUGAUCAAUGAGGUUAGUUGCAGCUCUUUCAAAGUUACUGUCUUUCCCUCUGAAAGGACUCAGAUAAGACUGUGCUUUGUGCAGUUGGCCAUGCACUUUAUGUCCAUGCCCUCACUAUAGGGAGCAUUGUUUUUUUUCUUUUGUUUUUUUUCUUGUUAUAUUAAAGUGUAGAUAGAGUGGAAAACAAUCAUUGACACAGGUAUUUUUGCUGAAAGAACAAUCUUGGAGAUACACAUUGGAAAAGUAAGACUUGAUGCAGGUUUUGCUAUCCUGUCUGAACAUGUUUUUAUUGUAAUAGUACUUACAAGAAGUUUGGCAUUACUAGUCUUCACACAGUCAACAGUUGAUUAUUCUCUAAGGUUAAACUCAGUGAUUUACUCUUCUAUGUUCGGUGUCUACUUGUGAUCAAAAGGCAGCUUUUUCUCUGUUUACACGUUGCUUCUCUUAUGCGCCACUGGUGCCCAACUAGCAUAAAAACUUACUGUCUGUAAAGUAUUGGUACUGGAAAUUGUUUACACCUCGCAGCUGUGAUAUUGACUCUCUACAUUCCUUUAUUAUAUUAUUUCUGUAUAUACUCAUUUACUGAAGCCUUCUCUGUUAAGACAGGAGUCCUUCUAAAACAACAUAUCUUUUUAAUGAUCUUACAAUUAAAUGUAGGUUAAUCCCACCCUGAUUUUUCUUUCUUAAUUCCCAUCAGAAGGAAUACAAAUAGUAUAGAUAGGUCAGAGCUACAUUAAAUUAAACUGGGCAUAAUAUAUGGCAGGAUGUUCAAAUUAAUUGUUAUUUCUUAGUUUUCAUUUGUUCUCCAGUUUACAGACAUAUUUUUAUCUUGUUCUCAUAGUAAUGUUAUAAUAAGGACAGCCUUACUUGUACACAAAUUCUUCAAAUGAAGCAGCCAUAUGAACAAAAAAAAAAAUAAGAAAAAAUUGUCUUCUGUUAGCCCUCCUUGUGAGUGAGGAGUUACUUGAAAAUCCAAAUCAUUGCUAUUGAUUCAGAUUGCGGGAAUGUUUUUUGUAAAUUUUGAAAAUGCGUGUGCUAAAUGUCUAUUUUUCUGCUGAAAUGUUAAUGCAACUAGUUUUGUGAACUUCUGUGUGUUUUUUAAGUUUAAAAAUGUUUACAAAAAUGUAAAAGACUGGGUUCAGGUGAAUUGUAUUUUUUAAAAAAUAAUAUAUGAAAGGUGUAUAUUUUGGCACUGAAUAUUGAAAUUAUCCUGAAAUUUGUGCCGAUUGAUCAUCUCUGACAUUGAUAACAACUUUCUGAUGUGAGGGCUCUCAGGUAUUUGCAUAGGUUGUGUAUUUUUGCGUCCUAAAAUAUGUGAUUUAUUUAUCAAAAAAGUAAUUUCUCAUGACUUAAAUCAGUCCAACACUGAAUGUGGUAAAGGAAGUUGGAGGAUUGUUCAGCCCUGUUUUUGACAUCAGUGACAUUACAUGAAGACACACUGCUGUGAAGAAAACAAUGUAUAUUUUUAAGGCAUGGGUUUCUCUCUAUUAAAGAAAUGAUUUUGCCUCCUUGGCUGUUUUGUGAACUUUGAAACAGGAAGUCAGACAUAUUGUUAUAUACUUUUCUUCAAAACAUGCAAACUGUAUCUUACAUGCAAUUAAAAGAUUUUAUUGUGAG
This is a messenger RNA of Morone saxatilis (striped sea-bass), 6266 nucleotides long. It is a transcript of the gene ikzf2, whose product is annotated as IKAROS family zinc finger 2. Lineage: Eukaryota; Metazoa; Chordata; Actinopteri; Moronidae. Gene Ontology annotation, molecular function: RNA polymerase II cis-regulatory region sequence-specific DNA binding; DNA-binding transcription factor activity. The record is from RefSeq and is a predicted model, not a curated record. Gene Ontology annotation, biological process: regulation of transcription by RNA polymerase II.